UGAGAUCUCACACGGGGGAGAAGCCCUUUUCCUGUCCUGAAUGCAGGAAAUGUUUUUCACGGAAGUCUCAUGUUUCCAGACAUCUGAUAUCUCACAUGGGGAAGAAGCCAUAUCUUUGCACUGAGUGUGGGAAAUGGUUCUCACAGAAGUCUCAAAUGGUCAGACAUCAGAAAUACCACUCGGGUGAGGAGCUUCAUUCCUGCCCUGAGUGCGGGAAACGUUUUAUUUAUAAAUCAAAACUGGACAUACAUUACAGAUCUCACACGGGGGAGAAGCCAUUUUCCUGUCCCGAGUGUGGGAAAAGUUAUUUAGAUAAGUCCAGUCUUAUCGGACAUCAGAGACUGCAUACAGGGGAGAAGCCGUAUUCCUGUACAGAGUGCGGGAAAAGUCAUACACAGAAAUCACAACUUGUUACACAUCAAAGAUCACACACGGGGGAGAAGCCAUUUGCCUGCCUUGAAUGUGGGAAAUGUUUUUCAGGAAAGGUCAGUCUUAAUGAACAUCAGGCAUGCCACACGGGUCAAAAGCUGUUUUCCUGCUCCGAGUGCGGGAAAUGUUAUCCACGGAAAUCAGCACUUCUCAAACAUCGAAAAUCUCACACAGGAGAGAAGCCGUAUUCCUGCACCGAGUGCGGGAAAAGUUUUCCAUGGAAAUCAGUCCUUGUUACACAUCAAAGAUCUCACACAGGCGAAAAAGUGUAUUUUUGUUCUGAGUGUGGGAAAGGUUUCUCAGAUAAGUCCAAGCUUACCAUACAUCAGAGAUUGCACACGGGGGAGAAGCCGUAUUCCUGUGCCGACUGUGGAAAAUGCUUUUCACAGAAACCAGACCUUGUUGUACAUCAAAGAUCUCACACGGGGGAGAAGCCGUAUUCCUGCCCUGAUUGUGGGAAAUGUUUCUCACAGUCAAGCCAUCUUUCUUCUCAUAGGAGGUCUCACACAGGAGAGAAGCCGUAUUCAUGCCUUGAGUGCCAGAAAUGUUUUUCAGAUAAGUCCAGUCUUUGCAGACAUCAGAUAUUGCACACAGAAGAGAAGACACAUUCCUGUCUUGUUUGCGGGAAAGGUUUUUCAGAUAAGGCAAAGCUGUGUAUACAUCAGAGAUUACACACAGGCAAGAAACUGUAUUCCUGUCCUGAGUGUGGGAAAAGUUUUCUUUGGAGAUCAGCGUUUCUUAUACAUCAAAGAUCUCACACAGGGGAGAAGCCUUAUGUUUGCUCUGAGUGCGGGAAAAGUUUUUACGAUAAGAUCAGCCUUACCAAACAUGAGAGAUUGCACACAGGGGAGAAGCCGUAUAUUUGCGCUGAGUGUGGGAAAAUCUUUUCAGAUAAGUCUUGCCUUGGGAAACAUCAGAGGUUGCACACGGGGGAGAAGCCGUAUUUGUGCUCAGAGUGCGGGAAAAGCUUUUUAGAUAAGUCUAGUCUUACCAAACAUCAGAGAUCGCACACGGGGGAGAAGCCGUAUUCCUGCCCUGACUGUGGAAAAUGUUUUUCACGGAAGUCAGAGCUUAUUCAACAUCAAAGAUGCCACACAGGGGAGAAACCGUAUUCCUGUAAUGAGUGUGGGAAACGUUUUUCACAGUUGGGCAAUCUUAAUGCUCAUAAGCGGUCUCAUACAGGUGAGAAGCCGUUUUCAUGCCUUGAGUGUGGGAAAAAAUUUUCACAGCCGGACUAUCUGAUUAUUCAUAUGAGAUCUCACACAGGUGAGAAGCCUUAUUCCUGUCCUGAGUGUGGGAAAAGUUUUUCACAAAAGAUCAGUCUAAACAAACAUCAGAGAACCCACACGGGGGAGAAGCCUUAUUCCUGUCCUGAGUGCAGGAAAUGUUUUUCACAGAAGUCUUGUCUUGUCAGGCAUCAGAGAUCGCACACAACCCUGGAGAGGUUUUCCUGUCCUGAGUGCGGGAAAAGUUAUCUUCGUAAAGCAGAAAUGGUCAGACAUCAGAAAUACCACUCGGGUGAGGAGCUUCAUUCCUGCCCUGAGUGCGGGAAACGUUUUAUUUAUAAAUCAAAACUGGACAUACAUUACAGAUCUCACACGGGGGAGAAGCCAUUUUCCUGUCCCGAGUGUGGGAAAAGUUAUUUAGAUAAGUCCAGUCUUAUCGGACAUCAGAGACUGCAUACAGGGGAGAAGCCGUAUUCCUGUACAGAGUGCGGGAAAAGUUAUACCCAGAAAUCACAACUUGUUACACAUCAAAGAUCACACACGGGGGAGAAGCCAUUUGCCUGCCUUGAAUGUGGGAAAUGUUUUUCAGGAAAGGUCAGUCUUAAUGAACAUCAGGCAUGCCACACGGGUCAAAAGCUGUUUUCGUGCGCCGAGUGCGGGAAAUGUUAUCCACGGAAAUCAGCACUUCUCAAACAUCGAAAAUCUCACACAGGAGAGAAGCCGUAUUCCUGCACCGAGUGCGGGAAAAGUUUUCCAUGGAAAUCAGUCCUUGUUACACAUCAAAGAUCUCACACAGGCGAAAAAGUGUAUUUUUGUUCUGAGUGUGGGAAAGGUUUCUCAGAUAAGUCCAAGCUUACCAUACAUCAGAGAUUGCACACGGGGGAGAAGCCGUAUUCCUGUGCCGACUGUGGAAAAUGCUUUUCACAGAAACCAGACCUUGUUGUACAUCAAAGAUCUCACACGGGGGAGAAGCCGUAUUCCUGCCCUGAUUGUGGGAAAUGUUUCUCACAGUCAAGCCAUCUUUCUUCUCAUAGGAGGUCUCACACAGGAGAGAAGCCGUAUUCCUGUCUUGUUUGCGGGAAAGGUUUUUCAGAUAAGGCAAAGCUGUGUAUACAUCAGAGAUUACACACAGGCAAGAAACUGUAUUCCUGUCCUGAGUGUGGGAAAAGUUUUCUUUGGAGAUCAGCGUUUCUUAUACAUCAAAGAUCUCACACAGGGGAGAAGCCUUAUGUUUGCUCUGAGUGCGGGAAAAGUUUUUACGAUAAGAUCAGCCUUACCAAACAUGAGAGAUUGCACACAGGGGAGAAGCCGUAUAUUUGCGCUGAGUGUGGGAAAAUCUUUUCAGAUAAGUCUUGCCUUGGGAAACAUCAGAGGUUGCACACGGGGGAGAAGCCGUAUUUGUGCUCAGAGUGCGGGAAAAGCUUUUUAGAUAAGUCUAGUCUUACCAAACAUCAGAGAUCGCACACGGGGGAGAAGCCGUAUUCCUGCCCUGACUGUGGAAAAUGUUUUUCACGGAAGUCAGAGCUUAUUCAACAUCAAAGAUGCCACACAGGGGAGAAACCGUAUUCCUGUAAUGAGUGUGGGAAACGUUUUUCACAGUUGGGCAAUCUUAAUGCUCAUAAGCGAUCUCACACGGGGGAGAAGCCAUUUUCCUGUCCCGAGUGUGGGAAAAGUUAUUUAGAUAAGUCCAGUCUUAUCGGACAUCAGAGACUGCAUACAGGGGAGAAGCCGUAUUCCUGUACAGAGUGCGGGAAAAGUCAUACACAGAAAUCACAACUUGUUACACAUCAAAGAUCACACACGGGGGAGAAGCCAUUUGCCUGCCUUGAAUGUGGGAAAUGUUUUUCAGGAAAGGUCAGUCUUAAUGAACAUCAGGCAUGCCACACGGGUCAAAAGCUGUUUUCGUGCGCGGAAUGCGGGAAACAUUUUUCACGGAAAUCUGCACUUCUCAAACAUCGAAAAUCUCACACAGGAGAGAAGCCUUAUUCCUGCACCGAGUGUGGGAAAAGUUUUCCAUGGAAAUCAGUCCUUGUUAAACAUCAAAGAUCUCACACGGGCGAAAAAGUGUAUUUUUGUUCUGAGUGUGGGAAAGGUUUCUCAGAUAAGUCCAAGCUUACCAUACAUCAGAGAUUGCACACGGGGGAGAAGCCGUAUUCCUGUGCCGACUGUGGAAAAUGCUUUUCACAGAAACCAGACCUUGUUGUACAUCAAAGAUCUCACACGGGGGAGAAGCCUUAUUCCUGCCCUGAGUGUGGGAGAGGUUUCUCGAAGUCGAGCCAUUUUUCUUCUCAUAGGAGGUCUCACUCAGGAGAGAAGCCGUAUUCAUGCCUUGAGUGUGGGAAAAGUUUUUCCCAGCCGGACUAUCUGAUUAUUCAUAUGAGAUCUCACACGGGGGAGAAGCCUUAUUCUUGUCCUGAGUGUGGAAAACGUUUCUCACAAAAUACCAGUCUAAACAAACAUCAGAGAACCCACACGGGGGAGAAGCCUUAUUCCUGUCCUGAGUGCAGGAAAUGUUUUUCACAGAAGUCUUGUCUUGUCAGACAUCAGAGAUCGCACACAAGAGAGAAACCAUAUUUUUGUAUUGAGUGCGGGAAAAGUUAUCCAUGGAAAUCAGACCUUCUUGUACAUCAAAGAUCUCACACGGGGGAGAAGCCGUAUUCCUGCCCCGAGUGUGGGAAACGUUUUUCCCAGAAGUCGAAUCUUAAAACACAUCAGAGGUCUCACACGGGGGAGAAGCCGUAUUCCUGUUCCGAGUGUGGAAAAACUUUUACAUGGAAGUCCAAUCUUACUGAACACUUGAUAUGCCACUCGCAGGAAAAGGUCUUUUCCUGCCACGAGUGCGGGAAAAGUUAUCUACGGAAAUCAGCACUUGUCAGACAUCAGAAAUCUCACAUGGGAGUAGAGAUAAUUCUGCUUUGA
This is a messenger RNA of Nanorana parkeri, 4574 nucleotides long. Its product is annotated as zinc finger protein 850-like. The transcript is spliced from 6 exons. Gene Ontology annotation, molecular function: RNA polymerase II cis-regulatory region sequence-specific DNA binding; DNA-binding transcription factor activity, RNA polymerase II-specific. Lineage: Eukaryota; Metazoa; Chordata; Amphibia; Anura; Dicroglossidae. The record is from RefSeq and is a predicted model, not a curated record. Bases 96 to 4574 code for a protein of 1492 amino acids. Gene Ontology annotation, biological process: regulation of DNA-templated transcription.